AUGCCAGUAAAAUGUUGUUUCCGCAGGUCAAACACUGGGGAAACCAUGGCCUGGUCUGAGUCUGUGGAUACAGUUCUUGCCAAUAAAGAGGGCCUGGCAGCUUUUAGGACAUUUUUGAAGUCCGAGUUCAGCGAGGAGAAUGUGGAGUUCUGGCUGGCCUGUGAGGACUUCAAGAAAACCAAAUCCUCCAGCAAGAUUGCCUCGAAAGCCCAAAAGAUUUAUUCUGACUUUAUACAAGCUGAUGCUCCAAAGGAGAUUAAUAUUGACUUCCACACCAAAUAUGAUAUCUCCCAGAACAUCUCCGAGCCCACCCUCAGCUGCUUUGAUGCUGCUCAAAGCUCAGUCUACUGUCUCAUGGCAAAGGACUCUUUCCCCAGGUUUCUGAGGUCAGAAGUGUACAAGGAACUCAUGAAGAAACACCAGGACAGAAAUCAGAAGAGAAGGCUCCCGUUUCUGUGA
Messenger RNA from Hirundo rustica (Barn swallow), 459 nucleotides. It is a transcript of the gene RGS21, whose product is annotated as regulator of G protein signaling 21. The record is from RefSeq and is a predicted model, not a curated record. Lineage: Eukaryota; Metazoa; Chordata; Aves; Passeriformes; Hirundinidae. The coding region runs from base 1 to 459 and encodes 152 amino acids. The transcript is spliced from 4 exons.